This is a messenger RNA of Blepharisma stoltei, 1595 nucleotides long. The record is from the annotation of a GenBank genome assembly. Lineage: Eukaryota; Ciliophora; Heterotrichea; Heterotrichida; Blepharismidae.
AUGAACAUCUUGUCAAUAGAAUCAAAAUUCCAAGAAUUAGACAAAAAAGAUAAGCAUGCAAGACUAUAUUACAACCCAAAGGCAGCAAAAGGCUUUAAACAUCAAUAUAUCAGUGAUAUCCGUGCUGAUUUCCAGCAUGACACUCUUCUCUAUGGUUUAGGGCUGUUUUGAAAUCAAGAAUUCGAUAAUGAAGGCCCAGCUACCGAAGAAAAUAUCCCUGAAGCUCCUCAAGAAGAGCCUUCAAAGCAAGUAAAAAAAGAUUCUGAGCCAAAGCCAGACAUUAUCGCAAAGCGAAAAAAUCAAAAAUUGCUCGACAUCCAAAAACCUUUAGCUAAAGAUGACUACCAAGGCAUUUUUUCUAAUACAAAAGUAUUAAAUCACGAUUAUCUUUACAAAAGGCCUCAACUAGAAAACAGAACAGCUGGCUGAAAAACUACUGGUGACCAAGACAUAACAGUUGUAAACAAAGCAGCCCAAGGAAGUAUCAAUAAUCCUAACUCCCCCCCCCCCUCCGUGAGCGAACAAAACCAUUAGAAAAAUCGCCAUUUUUUGACCAAAAACCCACCCUCCGUGAGUGAACAAAAAUUUUUUUAAUAGAAAAAAUUUUAAUGGAAAAAAAUUUUGAUAUAUAAGUGAUAAUUAGUAUAAUGAAAUCUAGAGCUAAUUCUGUUUAAUUUAAACAAAUUGCGUUUUAAAACAUAAAUUUUGCAAAUUAAAUUAAUAUUUGCUUCCCAAUUUUUGCAAAUUAGGAUUUUUUUAAAUUUCGAAAAAAAAAUUUUUUUAUAAAAUUUAUAUAUAAAUUUUUUUUAAAAAAAAAAAUUAACCCCCCUCCGUGAGCGAACAAAAUUUUUUUGUUCGCUCACGGAGGGGGGGGGGGGAGUAAGAAAACCAGCAUUGAAGAUUUAAAAUCAAAAAUAGACAAAUAUCGAUCAGAUUACAAAGGUAAACCAAACAAAAAAAUGCAAGAAGGGCUUACCCAAGACGAAUUUAAAACAAUGAUGGACGACCAUCAGCGUUUUUUGAAAGAAAAUAAAGGAGCUGAUAGAAAUUUCCAGCUAUCUCCUACCACAUUAAGAAAACUAAAUACUUCGAACAGCUUUAUACAAUCCAGAACUCCUGAGCCUGCAUUUGAGCUAAAACUUUCUGCGAUCGACUCUUAUGAAGGUAUCAGUGAUCGAAAUCUGUCUUUUAUUGAGGGAAGCGAAAAUAAAAGCUUUGAAAAGCCUUCAAGCUCUAAUAACACUGAUAGGCCAUAUAGAAUUCAAUCAAUGAAGCCAAUUACUAUGGAAAGAUUGAGUGAAAAAAGCCCAAAAAAAGGAAAAAUUCAAAUUCAGCUGCCACCAAUAAUAAAGAACCAAAAGCCAAGCAAAGCAAAUUCUAAUAAGCCAAUUGCAAAUCCUUUAACUCAUGCGCUAUAUGCUUACAAGCAAAAUUUAGAUGCUUUCCAUCCACAUGCGUAUCCAGCUAAUUUAAGUAUUUUUGAGACUCAUGAUUUUAUAGAACAGCGAUAUUUCAGGUCUUAUUUAAAAAAUAAAAAAGCUGUAGAAGAGCCUGAAGUCUUAUUAGGAGUUCACGGGAAGCCUGUGCUGAUGUAG